GAAAUGAGGACGAGACAUAGCUACCUCACGGGGCUCCUUCCAGAGCAGAGACGCGCUUCCCUGGGGCUGGGCGAGGCCGCCGUGGAGGGGCUGGGGGCAGCCUGUCCUGGGGCCCCGGGGGCGGGCGCAGAACCGCACAGCUGGGACCCCAGGCGUGGGACGUGGAUGGCGCGGAGAGAAGGAUGGGAGGAGAACUGUGAAUUCUCAGGCCCGCGUCCUGGGCGGGGCGCCGAGCACCGACCAAACCGACACCCCACAUACAGCAGACGAAAUCCUCCCUUUCUCCCCGGCCCCAUCCGUCUAGCAUUCCCACCGACCGCCGGGCUCUCACAGCCUGGGCUACAUCUGAAGGGGCCUGGCAGCAUUUGGGGAGCGGACAGCCGCCUGUCUAGCCAGUCUCUGUCUCCACUGCCACCUGCUGAGUGGGUCCUCCUGGGUGGAGUCUUGGGGUGGGGUGGAGGGAUUCACCUGUGGAGAGGGGAGAGGAGGCCCCUGCUGCUGCCUGCCUCUGCCCCUGCCCAGUGUGGGGCUGGUCCAGGAUUCUCGCCCAUCCGGAGAGCAGUGGGCUCAGGGACACCCCUGAGAAGCCCAAACCGGGUGGUCACCGCCUCAUGCUGGAGCUGCCUGUUGGAGGAGGCAUCGCAAAGGCAAAACCUCCCAGAGAGUUUCCUUUUGGAAACUUGGAAACAGCCCCUUUUAUGACAUUUUCCAGGGUAGGGGGAAGGGGCACCGGCUGGGUUUACCGCAGUGACACUAUUUAUGUAAUGACAUCAGCUCCCGCAAGGCCCCUCAGCAAUGUCAACAGCUGGAAAGGGCCUGAACCAGCAUGGAGUCUGCAGGUUUCGAAGGCACUUGGGCCUGGCUUGGGGCAGGGGGCUUGCUUGAGCUGGGACGGGGUUUGCUGGUUCAGCAAAGUACCAGAGUGCCUGAGCCAUGGGUGGGCAGGGGUGCAGAAAUGACCAGGCCAUGCUGGCUUCCCCAAGAAAAGGCACAGAGGCUGCUGGGCCUCCCCCCUGCAGCUGUCUUGGUCUGGCCUGGGCCACACCUUGCCUGUGCCUUUCCAGACAGUCUCUGUGGCAUCUGCCCGUGCCCUCCACUGUGCCCCAGCCCUCCUUCGAAGAUCUCCUAGAGACGCUGUCCUCAAGCAGGCAGCCCCUUUUGUUCUGACUGCCUCACACAGGGUCCAUUCCUGCGCCCAGGGGCCUUCUGGCUCCCCGCCUUCCUGGGCUCUCUGCACGGCCUGGGCCUCUGGCCCAUGUCCUCACACCUGGCGCACUGAAUUAGAGACCUGGCGUCCCUCACAGUCAGGAAAUUAGUUUCACUUUCCUGGCCAGAGUUUGGCUGCUCAGAAGGGUCAUACCAAGUAUGACGCUUGGCCCGGAGGUAGUCUGGCUUCCCUCUGCCUUCCCCACUGCUGCCUGCAUCAUGGCUGCCAUUUAUUGAGCACCUGCUGUGUGCCAGGCACUUUACCCACAUGCUCCCAGCUUGUGCUCAUGACAACCCUGUGGGACAGGGACCCGCUAUCACCAGCAAGGAAACUGGAGUACGCGUGCCCAAGGUCAUGCCUCAAAUUGGUGGCAGGACUGGGGCCCAGACUCCAGAGCCCGACUUUAUGAUCACAGGCCAUGCUGGCCCUCCCUGCAGUCCUGCUCUGCAGCCCGCCCACUCAAUCCCUGUGCAGGCUGUGAGGGUGCUCUUGGGGGAGUGGCCACUGAGCCGCUGGCCCUGGUUAUUGCCUCUUGAGGACACUGGCAUUUGGCCUGGAGAACAGGAGCCCGGCGGGGGGCAGGACAUGGGCACAAACAAUCACAUCUUCAGAAGAGGCAGCAAAGUGGUGGGGACACAGGGACGGACUCGCCAGACAGCAGCUCCGGGUUCCAGGAAGGCAGGCCUUGGCUUCUCCGAAGAGGUGGUAGAGGGUGGUUCGGCUGCCUGGGGGUGGUUGGAGAGACUCCAGGAGAGACUGGCAGAGGUGCCUCAUGGGCAGGGGGCAGACAGACCUGCCCUGAGAAGGGGAUUUGGCUUCCCUGAAUCCAGCCCAAGGCUAGAAGACAGGGCCCUUCUCCAAGCUGUCAGCGCCCCUCGGAUGCCCAGUGUGGCCCGCUGGGUGCCAUCAGCAUCACAAGGCACUAUGCCGCUGGGGCAGUUGCCCUGUUUCUGUCUAUGCCAGUGUGGUUUCUUCACCCUGCCCAGAAGGGCUGUGGCAGCUCCACGACAUCCCACCCUGGGUCUGGGUGUCACUGGUGUCCUGUGAGGGGCUUGCACUUGUGGUCUCUGAGGUCCCCUUAACAACAGAGCCAGCGUCACACCAAGCAACAAGGCAUCUUGCAGAAAAUUCAGCCACUCUCCUGCCCCUCCCUCUGGUUCAGCACCCCAAGGGCACAGGCUGCCCACCCAGUGGCCUGGCCCUUGGGGAAUUCAUCAGGGUGACCAGAUCCGCCAGGUCACUGUUGAGAUUGCAUGGUCAUCACGGGCUGCCUUCCCUACCCACACACCCAGCCAGAACGCAGCCCAUCACUCCCGACUGCAGCCCCACCUCCACCCGGCCUCUGCAGUGAGCACCAUACUUGGGAAAGCACCCCUCCUGCACUCCUGUGCCCCACUCCAGGGAGCAGAGGGAAAUGGGAAUUGAGGUGUUCCGGUUUGUACAGUUAGGAAGGGAUGUAAAACGGAACUAGAUUUUGAUUUUGAAGAGUGUAUUAACCAGAAUCGUGCUAUGUAGGUGUUUGAAGAAAAACAUACCAGAUUAGUCUUUGUUUUUGCAACAGAUUCCCCAGUUGUCCUCUUUCUUGCCAGCUGGGUGGUUCGGUGCCCCGGAUAGCUGGGUGCCUGCUUUAUGGACGCGCAGUAAUGCCCAAGAUUUGCGGGGUGUGGGGGAGGACAUAGGGCUACCCCCGGGACUCACUGCAGGCUGUGGUCUGCCCACUGCUUCCAUCCAUGGAAAGCAGGGCAGGAGGCAGCAUCCCCAGAGGCAUCUAUGUGGGAGGGAGGGAGGGACACCUGGGUCACAGCCCAGGGAGGCUGGGAGCUGCUCCAAGGCCCUUAGUGACUUCCUGGAACUCUGCCUCAGUGGCGGCACACUGGAGAGGGUGCACCCCAGGUUGGAAUGAGACUGAACUCAAGAAGAGACCCUAAGGGACUGGUGAAUGGUUCCUGCCCCCAGGAAAGCGAAAGACGCUUACGCUGUCAACACUUAAAGGAAGCCCCCUUGAAGCCCAGAGAGCGGCCAGACUAGACUCAUUGAUGGGCCAUUGGGCCACGCUCCAUGGACAAGACAUCCCUGUGGGCCACAGCCACGGCACACUGGGGGGAUCAAAAUGUGUACUUGUGGGGCCUCACCCCUGCCAAAAGCCAAGUCAGUCCCACUCCUGCCAUUGGACGUUUCUUCCCCUUCCCUGCUCCCAAAUGCACUCCCCUCCUCCCUCGGCCCCCUCCUGUGUUUUGGAUUUCUGUUCACUCAGACUUGUAAAUGUUUAGUUGUGACCAUGACGUAUUGUUUGGGUCAAUGUCCCUUUCCAAUGCAUACUAAUAUAUUAUGGUUAUUAUAUAUGAAUAUAUUUAAUGACAUGGAAAAAGUUGUGGAUUUUCUUUAAGUUUCUUUCCUUUUUUGGGGGGGUGGUUAGAGUUGUAAUGGACCCAGAUGGAACUUGUAACGUGGGCCCCACAUGAUAGAACUAAAUUCAGAUAUCAUUAAAUAAACUCUUGUACACUG
Molecule: messenger RNA, 3712 nt
Organism: Cebus imitator (Panamanian white-faced capuchin)
Lineage: Eukaryota; Metazoa; Chordata; Mammalia; Primates; Cebidae
Exons: 1
Coding region: 1475-2254 (259 amino acids)
Source: RefSeq, a predicted model, not a curated record